Messenger RNA from Pseudogymnoascus destructans, 805 nucleotides. RefSeq lists its product as uncharacterized. Gene Ontology annotation, biological process: ribosomal large subunit biogenesis; cytoplasmic translation. Gene Ontology annotation, cellular component: cytosolic large ribosomal subunit; ribosome. The coding region runs from base 154 to 633 and encodes 159 amino acids. The record is from RefSeq and is a predicted model, not a curated record. Lineage: Eukaryota; Fungi; Ascomycota; Leotiomycetes; Thelebolales; Thelebolaceae. The transcript has 4 exons. Gene Ontology annotation, molecular function: structural constituent of ribosome.
AUAAGCGAUAAGACACCUCACCGUAGCUAAUCUCUUAUCGUACCGAAAACCCGUGACCGAGCCCCAACCCGCUUACCUAAUCCCACUUUGUUCAGGAAAUUCAGAAAUCGAAUCGACUCGCUAAGCGAAAAGGGUUUCGUAGCCCUCAUCCCGAUGUUUUCGCCUGUACGGCCGAAUAGGAACAGCCCCAACCAGCCCCAAUCGACGACCCCCCGACAAAUCGACAAUUCCGAAGACGAGUCGAUCUUCAAUAACAUCAAAACUCCUCGAUUUCACCGACUGUCGAGAAGUCCCUUCGUCAAGAUGCCAACUGAAGCAGGUCACCGCCUAUACGUCAAGGGUCGCCACCUGAGCUACCAACGUGGCAAGCGCAUCACUACCCCAGGCACCUCGCUCAUCAAGAUUGAGGGUGUUGAGAACACUGAGGGCGCAAACUUCUACCUCGGAAAGAAGGUCGCUUUCGUGUACCGUGCCCAGCGCGAGGUUAGAGGAUCAAAGAUUAGAGUUAUCUGGGGCAAGAUCACCCGCCCACACGGAAACUCCGGUGUAGUACGCGCACAGUUCAGACGCAACCUCCCACCAAAGUCGUUCGGUGCGUCCGUCAGAGUCAUGUUGUACCCUUCCUCGAUAUAAAGAAAGAAUUUCUGGGAUCGGGAGUUGGUAGCAUCAUGGACGGUGGUUUGUGGUUGUUAUGGUAUGCUGGGGAUUCGGUCACUGCAAAAUAGGGCAGGAAUUCGACGCGUAGCUUUUUGCUGGUAGCCUACAAUCGAAAGAAUACCAACCAUGAGGUUCCGCCUGACGGGAA